Ochotona curzoniae (black-lipped pika) is the source of this 3198-nucleotide messenger RNA. It is a transcript of the gene OPTN, whose product is annotated as optineurin. The record is from RefSeq and is a predicted model, not a curated record. Bases 182 to 1912 code for a protein of 576 amino acids. Gene Ontology annotation, biological process: Golgi ribbon formation; regulation of canonical NF-kappaB signal transduction; protein localization to Golgi apparatus. NCBI's taxonomy places the organism in Eukaryota, Metazoa, Chordata, Mammalia, Lagomorpha, Ochotonidae. Gene Ontology annotation, cellular component: nucleus; cytoplasm; Golgi apparatus. The transcript is spliced from 14 exons. Gene Ontology annotation, molecular function: K63-linked polyubiquitin modification-dependent protein binding.
UUUUGUUUUAAUUAAACAAAAGAAUUUUAAACAUUCAAAGUGUAGUUGGAGAACAAGUAGACAACUUUGGAAAUGAGCAUUAGCACUUGCAAGGGAAUCUGUGGACCUUCUGGAGACUCAUGGCUGGCAGAAAGGAACAGCUAUAUUUUCAGUUUGUGACUUUUCCAUAGGAACUGCUGCCAUGUCCCACCAACCUCUCAGCUCCCUGACUAAGAAGGGAGAAAGCCCCAAUGAAACCACAGGAAAUGGACCCCCCCAUCUGGCUCACCCAAAUCUGGAUGCGUUCACCCCAGAGGAGCUGCUGCAGCAGAUGAAAGAGCUCCUCGUUGAGAACCAUCAGCUGAAAGAAGCCAUGAAACUAAAUAACCAAACUAUGAAAGGACGAUUUGAGGAGCUUUCAGCAUGGACAGAGAAACAGAAGGAAGAACGCCAGUUGUUUGAGCUACAGAGCAAAGAAUCCAAAGAGCGCAUAAUGGCCUUGAGUCUUGAAAACAAGAAGUUGAAAGAAGAGCUUGGAAAACUAAAAGGGAAGUCAGAAAAGUCAUUUGAGUGCCCUACUGGUGACUGCAGGCCUCCCAAGGGGGAAGCGGAGCAGGAAAUGGACCAGUUGAAGAUGCAGGUGGCACGCCUGCAGGCCGACCUUCAGAGUAUUGUAUCUGAGCUACAACUCAAACUGAACUCCAGUGGCAACUCAGACCGCUCCUUCGUUGAACUUAGGGUGGAUGAAACAGAAGCAAAUGGGACAGUAAAACAAAUCAAGAAUAGUCCCAGACCCACAAGAAUGGACUCAAUUAGCACGUAUGUGAAUAAAACCAAGGGCUCUCAGGCUGACUGGGCAAAGAAUUAUUUGAAACUUAAGGAAUUAACUAUGAGCCAGUUGCUACUUUGCCUAAGGGAAGGAAACCAGAAGGUAGAGACACUUGAAAUUUCAUUCAAGAAAGCCAAAGAAAGAGUUUCCAGUUUUGAAAGGAGAGCUAAUGGCCGUUCUGAGUCUGAAACCCAGACAGAGGGGUGCACAGGAAAGGAGAAUGAAGAGGAAAAAGGCACGGAGAGUGUUGGAAAUGAAGUGGAAAUGUUGAACCUUCAGGUGACAUCCCUGUUUAAGGAGCUUCAAGAGGCUCACACAAAACUCAGUGAAGCUGAGCUAAUGAAGAAGAGACUUCAAGAAAAAUGUCAGGCCCUGGAUAGAAAAAAUUCUGCAACACCAUCAGAGCUGAGUGAAAAGCAAGAGCUUAUUUAUAACAACAAAAAGUUAGAACUGCAAGUGGAAAGCAUGCGAUCAGAAAUCAAGAUGGAACAAGCUAAAACAGAAAAUGAAAAAUCCAAAUUAACCAAUCUACAGUCAACACAUAACAAGCUUCUCCAAGAACAUAAUAAUGCUUUGAGAACAAUUGAAGAACUAACAAGAAAAGAGUCAGAAAAAGUGGAUAAAGUAUUGCUACAGCAACUAAAUGAGAAACUGGAACUGGCAGAGAAGGCACUGGCUUCGAAGCAGCUUCAAAUGGACGAGAUGAAGCAGAUUAUUGCAAAGCAAGAGGAGGACCUGGAAACCAUGGCCGUCCUCAGGGCUCAGAUGGAGGUUUACUGUUCUGAUUUUCAUGCUGAAAGGGCAGCAAGAGAGAAGAUUCAUGAAGAAAAGGAGCAACUGGCAUUGCAGCUGGCAAUUUUGCUGAAAGACAACAAUGCUUUUGAAGAUGAAGGCAGGCAGUCCUUAAUGGAAAUGCAGAGUCGCCAUGGGGCGAGAACGAAUGAUCCUGAGCAGCAGGAUUACCUGGUUCAAAGAGGAGCUGAGGAUGGAAACUGGCAGCAGCAGCAACAGUGGAACAUUCCAAUUCAUUCUUGCCCCAGAUGCGGACAAGUCCUGCCUGACAUAGACACAUUACAGAUUCAUGUAAUGGAUUGUAUCAUCUAAGUGUUGAUGUUUCACCUCCCAAAACUGUUGGUAAAUGUCAGAUCUUUUUCCUCAAGAGUUGUGCUUUUGUGUUAUUUGUUUAUAACGCAAAUGUUUUGCUUCAUAAUGCUUGCUCUAGGAGAAAGAAAAUGUAUCUGUUUAAACAGAAUACUUUUUGUAGAUUUUCAUAAACCAGAAAGAUAAACUACAACUCUUCUGAUAAUAAAUUCAAUAUUUUAAAUUUUCAGUUUCUAUGAGCAGUUUUGCUCAUACAGUUAAUCGGAAUGUGACAUCAUGUGAUAGAGUCUGCGCAAUUAGGUGAAAGAAACUUCAGAUGCUUCUCGGCCUUUUGGCUAAGAUCAAGUGUAUAAACCUCACUGAUAAAUUAAAAAAAAAAAAACUUUUCAAGAGGCAAGAAAAAGGAAGUGCUCAGAGACUCAAUCAAGAAGAAUGACUUUAAGUAUUUUUUAAAUUAUACUGUCAUUUUUUUGUCUACUUAAAAUGAGUUCAUUUAGGAUUAUGUGUUUGUAUAUUGUUGCUUUACUGCAGCCUUAGUAACUGCAUCAAAGUUAUGAUAUGGCUGUUUACAUCUGAGCACUGUGACUUUUUAGUCAAUACUCGAACAAGUGAAAAAAUAAUGACAUAUGUAAAAUAGAUAACAUUGGAUUCCUUAUAACCACAAUGUGAAGAAGUAAUUUUUGUUCCUUCAUUGUGCUCCAGGUAUAUGGGCUUGUGCGGUAAAUAGUAUGUUAAUUUCUAAAAAGAAUUCUUGUCUAUAGAUUUUCUUCCUGGAUCAGAUCAUAUCUACAUAAUCACAAAAAGUGGUCACUGCAAAAUAAAAUUUUACUUACACAUCUUUUACAUUGUUCAUAUGUAAUUAACUUCAUAUUGUGCAUUUUCUAUAUUAAGUUUAUUCAGCUUAAUAAGAGCUCAAAACUUAAUACUUUGUUUCAUUGUUUCUGUGAAUAUGGACAAAUCCCUCUAGUGGAGAUUAUUACAUACUUGAAUUAGAAAUUGCCCUUUGCCAAGGUAGAAAAAAAGACAGGGAUUUGCCAUAUUUUAUAAAUCUACAGUUCAUAUAAUACUAGAAAAGCCAUAGAAGUAAAGCAGUUUUUAUGUAUGUAAGUCCCAAAAUACUGAAAAGUAAAAGAUCUCUUCUGUUUUGAGAUACCGUCUAGACAGACUUGAUUACAUACACACGUCUUCAUGCCAAGAAAACAGAAUGUGAAAAUGCAAUAGUAAUAUAGAUGAAGAUUUCCCCAUCCUGUGACAGCCCAGUCAGAAUAUUAAAGACAUUUCUAAAAUAA